This is a messenger RNA of Scophthalmus maximus (turbot), 18844 nucleotides long. It is a transcript of the gene ush2a, whose product is annotated as Usher syndrome 2A (autosomal recessive, mild). Lineage: Eukaryota; Metazoa; Chordata; Actinopteri; Pleuronectiformes; Scophthalmidae. The record is from RefSeq and is a predicted model, not a curated record. Bases 531 to 17480 code for a protein of 5649 amino acids. Gene Ontology annotation, molecular function: protein binding. The transcript has 95 exons.
CAUUGCAAUCAGACAGGGGGUAAUUAUUCAAAUCCCAUAUUAAUGGCUCGCUGUCGCGGACGGUCUCUGGUGUUCUCCUGUAACUGGAUGCGCAAAACGGACAGGUCGCACUAUUUGUUUCAAGUUCCCGUUACUCUUCCCCCUCUCAACUGUAUCCGCCGCCUCGAGCGCUGCCGCCGGACAGAUGGCGGCUCGAGGUAAUCUCUUUAACUCCGCGUGGACCGGAUGACAGAGGCGCAGCGGCGUGGAGCGGCGCAGGCUCGCGCCCGAGCAACAAGUUGAGUGUUUGUUGACGCGGCACUUGCGAUGGGGACGGCGCCUGAUCGUGCUGGGAAUCGACUGCCGCCGCAGAUUGUGAAAUCCUACCCAUCAUGCGAAGGCUUUGGUUGUGGUUUGUGUGUGUGUGAGUGAGUGUGUGUGUGUGUGUGUGUGUGAGGGCAGUGUAACAGAGAGCUAAGCUUCGUAGCCUCACCCCAGGGGGAACUGGCCUGUAAAAAAAAAUGUCCCUGUAACCCUGGAACCAUGAAACCAUGACAGUCAUCACUUAUUCAAGCGCUGCCGGAAGGUUUCAGAAAGAAAUCCAGGUUCUUGAACAUCCCUCUGCCCCCAGGAAUGUUCCAGGAUCCCGGUCUGGGAUUCAAGAACCUUUGGGCGCGCUGGAUCCCUGGGAAAAUCUCGAAUCAUGUGGGGUCAAAGGCCAGAGAUGGACUAGAGCAAGGGAAGACCAGAAAAGCGAGGCAGAAGUGAAGACAGGACAUUUGCAAAGGAGAAGGCAAAUGUGGAGCAGAGGGGUCGGGAGACAGAGGAUGAAGAGAGGAGGGACAGAGGAGAGGAGGGCAAUUAGAAAAGAUUCCAAAAGAAGUGGCCAAAACGGAGUAAGAGAGAAGGACAAGAGCACGGCGGAUGUAUCGGGGAUUCUGUCAGCUGCAGAAACAGAGGGUGAGAUCAAGCAUUGGGAGAGUAUGACAAGGACAAGAAAGAGCUGGCCUGUCUCCCUGUGGACGUUCGUCCUGAAAAGGAUUACAGGAGAAAAGGUGAAGGGAGAGAACUAUGUCAUGGGGAUGAGGUGGCAUCAUAUCUUCUUCUGGUUGGCUCUGCUCCUCCUCGGCCUGUGUCUGGAACCCGCUUCAUCACAGGGACAUUUCCCGCGCAUGGAGAACAUCGCUGCCUUCAAGCCCGUGUCCACCUCUCCACCUCGUUCCACCUGCGGUGUUCCAGAGCGGAGCAGUUACUGUCAGUCAGCGUCCUCCCAGGCUGAGCUACUGACAUGUUAUCAAGCCUUCUGUAUCCAGGAGUGUCCCUACAGGUCCUCCACACCUCCAUAUGCCCCACUGCUGCUCCCUGCACACUGGGGAACCUGUGUGACUGAAGACGGUAACGACACCCGUCCCGGGACCCAGACAGACACUGGCACCACUUCCGAUUCAGAGAAUGUUUCUGGUGGAUCCAGCAGUUUGCUGUUUCAGCCAGUCCGCAAUGGAUGCCUGGUCUCUCCCCCCUCACAGAGACUGGGAGCAGUGGGUUCGCUCACCCUGGCAUUGUGGAUGAAACCAAGCUCUCCUGGAGAGAUGAUGCUGCUGGAGAAGAGCCUAGGAGAGCGGCUGCUUUUUUCUGUGACCGUGUCUGAGCAGGUGGUCACUCUGCGGUACGUUCAGUCCAGAAGUCAGACGACUCUGACCGUCCACUUCAGGGCAGAGGGCCGGCUCGCACUGGAGAGGUGGACACACCUUGUUUUGCAGGUCCAUGACAGACGUGUCAGUCUGUUCCUGGAUGGACUUGAGGAGGAUGGGACGCCAUUUGGGACACGAUCUCUGGCUUCCAGACUCUUUGAUGCCAGUGAGGAUGGUGCCAUGAGGGUGGGACUCAGCUCGAAUGGGUCUAAUCAGUUCAUCGGGCGGAUGCGGGACUUUAGAUUUUAUCCUGCCACUCUGACCAACAGGGAAAUUGUGGAGUUGUACUCAGGAGUCCUGCCUGAGCUCCAUGUCCAGUCAGAGUGCCGCUGUCCCCCCAGUCACCCCCGAGUUCACCCUUUAGUCGAGAGAUACUGCAUCCCCAACGCUGUUGAGGACACCACCAAUGACAGGGUCUUGAGACUGAACCUUAACGCCCAUCCGCUCAGUUAUAUCAAUGAUCAGGACAUGGGCACCGCAUGGAUUUCUAAGAUCAUGACCACACAGGAGCUGGAUGAAGGAGUCACAAUUACAGUAGAUUUGUCUAAUGGACAAUACCAGAUAUUCUAUGUCAUAGUUCAGUUCGGCGCCCUCCUGCCUGAAUCAGUUCUGAUCCAAAGGCGGAGGAUUGACCUCGCAGAACCUGAGAGUGGCGCCACCACAGAGCGGCCUUGGUUAGACUGGCAGUACAUGGCCAGGAACUGCAGUGUGUUUGACAUGAAGAACAACGGGCCUUUACUGACACCAGACUCGGUCAACUGUCUGCAGUUGCCCAGCGAUGUGCCCUUCUUGGGGGGUAACAUCACAUUCAGCCUGUUGACCCCGCAGCCAAACCGGAGACCAGGCUACAAUGACUUCUACAACACUCCUGCCCUGCAGAGAAUGGUACAUGCCACGCAGGUCAGGGUACGUCUGAGGGGACAAUACCACACUGGAGAGGCUGGUGUGAGCCGGCGACACAGAUACUAUGCCAUCAACGAGAUCACCAUCAGUGGCAGAUGUGAGUGUCACGGCCAUGCAGACCACUGUGAUACCAGCGUCACGCCUUACCGCUGCCUGUGCCUGCCUGAGAGCCACACGGAGGGAAACAAUUGUCAGGGCUGUGCCCCCCUCUACAAUGACAAGCCAUUCAGGUCAGGUGACCAGCUCCAGCCUAUGAACUGCCGGCCUUGCCACUGCCAUGGCCACGCCCUCUCCUGUCAUUAUGACGUCCGAGCCGACGACCGACCAGAUGAGCAUUAUCGAGGAGGAGGUGGCGUCUGUGACGGCUGCAUGCACAACACCACAGGUAGGAACUGCGAGCUGUGUAUACGUGGGUUAUUCAGGCUCGAGGAAUCUGAUCCCACUUCAGUUGACGUUUGUCGGCCCUGUAACUGUCACACUGCCGGGACAGUCGACGGCAGCAUGGAGUGCUCCCAGGUAGGGGGUCAGUGUCGGUGUAAGGUUGCAGUAACAGGCCGCCGCUGCGCGGGCUGUUUGCCUGGCUGGUAUGGUCUUACAGCCUCAAACCCAAAUGGCUGCAUCCGCUGUAACUGCAGUGACAGCGGCAUCGUCAGCAUCUCGGCAGCGGCAGUUCCCAGCUGCAGCCAGGACACGGGACAGUGCCAAUGUAAACCCCAUGUCACAGGUCUUUCCUGUGACCGCUGUGAGUUCGGUUAUUGGAACCUGUCCCACCCAGACGGCUGUGUCCCAUGUGACUGCGACCCCAUGGGUUCCCUCAGCCAGUUCUGUGAACCUGAGCGGGGGCAGUGUGAGUGUAAGCCCGAGGUCGGGGGGCUGCGCUGCGACUCGUGCGGCAGCGGUUCGUAUGGUUUGAGACUGGAGGGAUCUUGUGCUCCCUGCAACUGCUCACAAGAGGGGACAGUGCCUGGGACAGACUGUGAUCCUCACACGGGACAGUGUGUGUGUAAGAAACACGCGGAAGGCCGCCGCUGUGACUCUUGUCAUCAUGGUUACCACACACUGGAGCAUCGAAACUCCCUGGGCUGCCUACCGUGUGCGUGUGACGUCAGUGGUACUGUGCCAGCGGGUGUAUGCGACAUGUGGACCGGACAAUGCCCGUGUCGAGACGGGGUGGAGGGAGCACAGUGCACCAACUGUGCCCAAAACUACUACAACAGGAGUUCAGACCUCCAGAACGGGUUGUUCCAGGGCUGUGUACCAUGUGUCUGUGACCCCAGAGGAACUGUGGCACAAACUGUGUGUGACAGCACCACAGGGCAAUGUGUUUGUGUCCCAACACGCCAUGGACAGGACUGCAGUAGCUGCCGACCUGGCUUCUACCUCUCUGCAGAUCAGAGAGUGUGUGAAGAGUGUGACUGCCAUCCCAUGGGAGCAUCGCAGCGUGGCUGUGAGAGCCAGACGGGACAGUGUGUGUGUGCCCAUCCCUCGGUGGGAGGGCGACGCUGUGACCAGUGUCGCAAGAUGUUCUUCGGAUUCAACCCUGGCUUGGGCAGAUGUCAGCCGUGUGCAUGUGACCCAGUGGGCAGUGUCAAUGGUUUGUGCCACCCAGACUCAGGGGUGUGUGUGUGUAAGCUGCUGGUAACUGGAGACAAAUGUGAUGCAUGUCAACCUGGAGCGAGUCAUUUUCACCCUCAGAACCAGUUUGGCUGCAGUAAAGCUCCUUCUCAGCAGCCUGCACCAGUAGGUUUUGCUCUCAGUCAUUCCUCCAUUCAGCUUUCUUGGCAUCCACCUGACUCCCCGAAUUCAAACAGACUCAACUACACACUUAUCAGAGAUGGACAGUCAGUGUACAGCACCCAAAGUCACUAUCCUUUCAGCCCUGAAUCGUUUGAAGACACCAAUCUGUCGCCCUUCGCCGGCUACUCCUACUGGCUCAUAACCGCUAAUGUAGCCGGUGCGACAAUAAGUUCAUCGGCCUCGUUCCAGACCUUGGGUGCACCACCUGAAGCUGACCAGCUCCAUCUUAACCUUGUGGGACGACCAGGUCCUACCACAGCUAGCUUCAACUGGAGCACGCCACGAAAUGAUACAGGCCCAGUGGAAAGGUUUGUGUUGUCCUCCACCGAUUCAUCUAGUGCAGAGCCCAUCGUUCACUACACAGGCUUAUCUACAGAGGCUGUGGCCAGUGGUCUAAAGCCCUUUACCCAGUACAUUGGAAUACUGGAGGCAUGCUCUUCUGGGGGUUGCACUUCUACCCCACCACUGUCUUUCUUGACAGCCUCUGCCCCCCCACAAAACCAACCUCCACCCAGAGUCACUGCUACAGGACCUCAUACACUGCAUGCUUCCUGGCACCCCCCUAGUCAGUCUAAUGGUGUUAUCACAAGGUAUCAGGUCUUCCUUCGUGGACCAAUGGAAACACAAAAUCUUUCAAGUACAGCAGUUGAGGAAAAAGUGUUCUCCAGCUCUGGUUGGCUGGAUCCAAGUGUUUCCCCAGAGACUCAGCUCACCAACAUGAGCACAUUGUCACCCCCUGAGAGCAACACGGUUGUAGCAGGUCUGCAAGCAUUUUCCACCUAUCAGAUGAGAGUUGAAAGCAUCAAUGUGGCAGGAAGCGUCACAUCAGGGUGGACCACAGCACGCACCAUGGAGGGAGUCCCAGAGUUGAUGGCUCCUCCAAAAGUGUCUGCACUGUCGUCCACCAGUCUCAACGUCUCCUGGAGCUCUGCUGAGGGUCAAGGGGUCAUGGCCAGAGGACAAGUGACAGAAUAUCGAGUCAACUUACUCACUGAGCAAACCAACAAUCCCUACGCUCCACCGGUGGUUAGUCAGGUCUUGCAUAGGGUGGGGCCAUCAUCACAGCCUGUAUAUAUAGUGAAAGGACUGAAGCCUUACCAUGUGUACAACUUCACUGUUACAAUCUGCACUAAGAAAGGCUGCAUUGCCAGUUUGCCAAGCACAGGACGAACCCUACCAGCAGCUCCAACAGGACUGUCUCCACCUCGAUUACUUCCAGUAAAUGAAACCACCAUGAGGAUUGACUGGGAUCCCCCAGUCCAACUCAAUGGACCAUACCCACUAUAUCAGGUGGAGAGGACAGAUGUCUCUCUCUCUGACCCACAACUUCCUGUCAUCAGAGGAACCAGAUUCCCCGGAAACAGUUACUACCAGUUUCCUAGUGACACUCUUCCUGUCAAUAUUGACUUCACAGGUAUCGAGUUGAGUUUCAAGACGCGGUCUCCGGACGGCCUGCUUCUCUGUGCCUUCUCUCCUGGAGAUCAGGAAGAGUUCCUGGCUGUGCAGAUCAAAAACGGACGCCCUUACUUUUUGUUUGACCCACAGGGCUCAGCAGUGGCUGUGAGUGUGCAGGGUGAUGGAGGGCGACACUACAAUGAUGGACAGUGGCACAGCAUCAUAGCAACGAGGCGAGGGGCCGUGGGAACAAUCGUUGUAAACAAUCAAUAUAGAGGAAGUGCGCCAGCCUUCAGCGGCAGCACCAUUAUUGGCGACAACACGGGGGUGUUCAUUGGAGGACUGCCUGAAGACUUUACUCUGCUAAGAGAUGAUGCAGGUGAUGCCCGGCUGGUGCAGCAGAGUUUUUCUGGUUGCCUCAGAGACGUGAGUUUUAAGAUGACGGACAGCCCCUCAGAAGAAUGGACGUCUCUGGACUGGGCAAAAGCCACAAAGAAAGUGGCAGCGCAUGAAAACUGGGAGGGGUGUCCCGUUCAAACUGUGGAUGGGGCCCAUUUUCUGGGCCAUGGUUACUUGGAGCUUGGCAAAGAUGUAUUCGGUGGAGGACAGGACUUUGACAUCUCUAUGGAUUUCAGAACAGAUCAGCUCAAUGCACUUUUGCUCUUUACAUACAACACACAAACCGAAGACUACAUGCUGGUGGAGCUGGAGGCCGGCCUCCUGUCCUUCCUUCUUGCCUGCGAAGGUCAUGUGACUGAACUCAGCAUGUGGGUGGGGCUUAGCUACUGCGACGGACACUGGAAACAGUUGUCAUUGGCGAAACGCGGCUCACUCAUCUCUGCUGCAGUCAAUGACUGGGCAGAAGAAACGAGGGGAGUGGGAGGGGCCGCGAGGCUGAGCGUUGAUUCUCCCUUGUACUUGGGGGGCGCGCCCACGGAGCUCAUCCAUCCUGCUCUGGACAGCCGAAGUCACAAACACGGCCUAGGAGGUUGCAUAAGGGGUCUUACUAUACGAAGUGAUGGAACAAAGCCUCCUGCCAGUCAAAGUGUUAAUCUCUCCGUAGCCUCCCGCCGUUCCGUUAGAGUCUACCUCGACGGCUGCCCCACGGCUGAAAGCCGGUACAACUGCAGAGGAAACGAUUCGGUGUUGGUGUACAAUGGGAGAGAGACACAGGCCACAGAUUAUGGUCUGCAGCCUUUCACUGAGUACUUGUACAGGUUUGUGGCCUCGGCUGCAGGAGGUUGGGCAGCAGGACCUUGGCAGAGAGGACGCAGCCGAGGCAGAGCACCGAGGCUUGUGCCGCCUCCCACCACAGUGCAGAGCUUGAAUGGUUUCAGUGCCAAGGUGAGCUGGGUGCCCCCCACUGGGGACAUCAGAGGGCCGAUUGACCGAUACGAGUUAAAGGCCUACAGCAGAGACCAGUCGGAUGCACCACCUAUCAAGGCCGUGUACCUGGCUAAUGGAAAUUUCACAGGUGUGUUGUCGGGUCUAACACCGUCCACCCGAUACAUUGUCACUGUAAGUGCCUGUAGCCCUGUCGGUUGCACCGAGAGCCUUCGCCAUGACAGAGGUGGUGAUUAUGAUUCAAGGUGGAGCAUCGCAACCCCAGAGGAAGCUCCAGAUGCUGUUUCCACUCCAGCUGCGGUUCCAUCGCCCUCAGCUCUCUAUGUAACCUGGGAACCUCCAGCAAGGCCCAAUGGAGGCAUUACAGAGUACCUCCUCUAUCACAACAACCAAAUGGUCUACAGGGGGAAAGACAGACAGCGCAGCAUCACUGGUCUUGGUGUGUACUCCACCCACGUCUUCCUACUGAGUGCGUGCACUUCAGUGGGCUGCACUAACAGUUCACAAGUUACAAUGGUGACCUCUCAGCUUCCUCCCGGGCCUCUACAAGCCCCGAAUCUUACCCUUCUCGACUCGAGGACUAUUCUGGUGGAGUGGACCCGGCCCUCUCAAGUCAAUGGCAUCUUGGAGUUCUAUUCCAUCUUCCUGUCACAUGAUGGUGCUCGGCCUGUGCUGGCCUAUAACAGCACAGAACUUUUUGAAGACCACACACUUCGUGACCUAACCCCUGGGACAACUUAUACCAUCACACUGGCUGCCUGCACAGGAGGUGGGUGUACCUUUAGCCCUCCCAGCCAGGCCCAGACUGAGGAGAGCACCCCAGAGAAUGUCCCUGCACCGCUGGUCACCCCUUUGUCCCCAUAUGCACUCAACAUCAGCUGGACACCUCCUCACACUCCAAAUGGCAUUAUAACCAGCUUUGGUGUCUGGCUGGAUGGAGUUCUCAUUGUAAACUCCAGUUCUUCCCAGAGGUUCUUUGUGGUGGAGGAUCUCCCUCCCUGGAGCCGACACUUACUCAGGCUGCAGGCCUGUACUGCACAGGGCUGCGGCAAGGGACCAAUGGUGGAGAUGCGUACUUUAGAGAUGGCCCCAGAAGGCCCUAUACUGCUGGAACUGACCAAUCAGAGCUCUCAAUCAGUCCGAGCCCGCUGGACAGCCCCUCCCAGACCAAAUGGGAACCUCAACUACACACUGUACUACAAAAGCAUAGAUGGAGAUGGAAGGUUAGAUGGAAGCACAGCAGUUGGCAGCUGGUUGUCUGUGACUGACCUACAGCCAUACACCAACUACAGCUUGUGGAUCAGAGGAUGUAACACACAAGGUUGUGUUGAGAGCCUGCCCCUCAGUGUCACCACGCCUCCAGCAGCCCCAGAUGGGUUGCUACCUCCGAGGUUGGCACAUGCAUCUACAGCCAGUCUGAAUGUAUCCUGGUAUCCUCCAGCUCACUCCAAUGCACCAGGCCCGCUCCGCUACAGCCUGCAAAUGAGGACAUCCCCACAGAGGCCAGUGAUAAGGCUUCUGGAAAAUGCAACAGACACCUUUUCCUACCACGUAGAGGACCUGACGCCGUACACGCAGUACCUGUUUAGAGUGGUGGUCUCACACGCACAUGGGCAGACAGCCGGGCCCUGGGCAACACUGCACACUGCAGAGGACAGCCCAGGACCAGUGGACAGCCCAACUGUAUCAGGCUUUCAUCCUCGAAGUGUAACAGUUACCUGGGUUCCUCCCUCACAAACAAAUGGCAUUAUCAACAAUUACACCCUCUAUCUUUGGCCCAGCUCUAUAUCUCCUUUAGAUUCCAAACCCAGCUCAGUCUCCAGCACCAGCACAACUCUCAACUCCAACCUAUUGCCCAGCACUGAGGUUGCGUACCUCAACACAGGUCAAAGCCUCAGGCCAACAUCCAGUCUUACCUCCCCUGACUCAAGCAACAUAUCCAUGUCUACUUUCAACACAGACAUUAAUAGCAACUCAAGCUCAAUCCAAGGCGCUAGACCCAACGUCGUCCCCAAGCCCUUUUCUAGCUUGAGGCCUGUUCUUGCAGAAGACAACCAUUUUAAAUCUUCUCGUGAAAGCAAUACAAGCCAAGGCCCCGUCCUUUUACUGCAUAGCCCGGACUACAAUGCAACCAACUCCAACACUGAACAUUUUACAAUACGAGAUCCCUUCCGCAACCCCAUCUCCAGUCCCCUUAGUGCAGCUUCAGAUUUAAGUUCAUUCCCUCAGUCAGUCACUGUUCCAGGGAACACCACCAGCUACACUGUCCUUGAUCUGCUGCCAUACCACACCUACGGCCUUCAGGUGGAAGCCUGCACCAGUGUGGGUUGUUCCUUGUCUGGGAUGUCACAGCGUUUUCGUACCCUACCAGCUCCUCCUGAAGGAGUUCCUGCACCUCACCUCUACUCUGACACCCCAACCUCUGUGCUCUUGUCCUGGGGUGCACCUGAGCGGAGCAAUGGGCCACUGGAUCGAUGGCUGAUUGAGCGUAGAGUCACUGGGACCAAACAAGUCUCCACAGUGGGCCAUCUCCUACCAGAGUCUCCACCUCUUUCCUUCCUGGAUACUUCAUCAGCUCUGAGUCCCUGGACCAGCUACCAGUAUCGACUUGUGCUCCAUAACCAGGCUGGCAACACCACGGGACCCUGGGUCAGCAUCACCACCAGACCUUCUCGGCCAGCUGGUUUCAGUCCACCAAGAGUAAAGGUUUUGGGACCAGACUCAUUUCAAGUCACAUGGUCUCCCCCUCUAAUUCCUAAUGGAGAAAUUCGUGGCUAUGAGAUCCGCCUCCCAGAACCCCGUGUAAACCAUGAAAGUGGCAACGCAUCUGAGCUCACCAUCACAGUGACGGACCUCAUUCCAUACACAAACUACAGUAUUACUGUGUUGGCGUGUUCCGAGGGUGGUGGACAUGUUGGAGGAUGCACAGAAAGCUUGCCUACUCCAGCUACCACGCUGCCCGCAACUCCUCAAGGCCUCGCACCACUGUCAGCGGUGGCAGUGAGUGAAUCGUUCCUAGCCAUUUCCUGGCAGCCACCGAGCAGGCCCAAUGGACCUAACAUCAGAUACAAGUUGCUCAGACGUAAAACCCACCAGCCGCUGGCCAUCGCCACGGUCCCCACAGUUACAGCCACGUCCCCUCCCCCCCCUGAAGAUCUCCAUCACUGGCUCCAUGUUUACUCCGGCACCAAAUUGUUCUACCAAGAUAAAGGCCUAAGCAGAUUCACCCGUUACGAGUACCAGUUAGUGGUCCACAAUGAUGUGGGCUCCUCCUCGGGAGAGACUGUAGCUGCCGUGACCAUGGCGGGGGUUCCCCUCCACCCUCCGUCUCUGUCUGCUCAUGCUAUCAAUCACACUGCAGUGCAGGUCAACUGGACGCCACCCUCGUUGCAGGACCUGCAGGGAGCGGUGGAAUCUUUCUUUCUCACACUAGAGUCUCUCCAGUCAAGUCAAGUCUUGACUCUACCCCCUGACAUCAACUCCACAGUUAUUUGUGACCUUUGGCCCAGUACCACAUAUCUGGUGUCUUUACAUGUGUCCAACGGGGCACAUAACACAACCAAGGCAGAAGUUAACGUCACCACAGAGGAUGGAGAGCCAGACGGGAUGUCCGCCCCAGAGGUGGUUCCGGUAAAUAGCACCACAGUGCGUGUGCUCUGGCUCCCUCCUCUAAGGCCCAAUGGAGCAGUUACCGCUUACUACAUCUAUGUCAGUGACCGUCUCCAUGGCAGUGCAGACAACAGCUCAGGGUCCUACCUGCUGGGCGACCUGCUGCCUUACACUGUCUAUAACGUACAGGUGAAGGUGUGUACUGUGUAUGCAUGUGUGAGAAGUAAUGUUACUCAGACGACUACUGUGGAGGACCUGCCUGCUGACCUGGGCACGCCGCACGCACACGUGAUCAGUCCCAGGGCGGUGAGGUUGGACUGGUCGCAUCCAGGCAGACCCAGUGGCAUCAUGCUGGGUUACGAGGUUUUAAGACGGACUCUGAGGUCAUGUGCCAGUGGGUCAACGGGGGUCACAUCCUCUGUGGGCGGAAAGUCAGAAGGUGCCGGUGGUUUAAGGUUCAGAUGUUCCUACCUGCAGUGUCCUGCGAGUCAUGAUGUGUGUGGAGCGUCCUGCUUCCAUCCUGACAUACAGGUUUGCUGCAGUGGACUGUUGUACACUAAGAAGCCACAUCAUCAUUGUUGUGAGGGCAGUUAUCUGAGUUUGACUAAUUCCUCCGACCCGGUCUGUUGCGAUGGCAAACUGCUCCCAGCUCUCCCUGACCACCAGUGCUGUGGACGAUACUACGUUCCUGUGAAAAACAAUGAAUACUGCUGUCCUGACCACUCGCAGGGCCGGGUCUCAGUGGGGCUGGGUGACAGCUGCUGUGGGGGGGUUCCUUUCUCCGUGAAAGGCGGCCAGCUCUGCUGCAGUAGGAGCCUGCGUGACGGCUAUGGGGUCCAAUGCUGUGGAGGCCGGAUUGUAGAUGAUACGCUGGUGUGCUGCGGCGAUGCUGAGAGGGGGGAAGUGCAUACAUAUACCCCAGGUUUUGCGUGCUGUGGUCAGGAGCAUAUAAACUCUUCAAUCUCUCUUUGCUGUGUGGACAAAGACGGAUUUCCCACAAUACACCCUGCUGGCAAUGCCACGGUGACACUGCAGUGCUGUGGGUCAGGGGUCAUACACCAGGAAGAGGAAUGCUGCAACGGGAUUGGUUAUGACCCACAAAAACACACGUGUGCCGAUCGACCCACGCCCGGCUUGUCAAUACAGCACCAGUGUUUGCGGGGCGCUCUGUGUCCUGCAGCUGCAGCAUCUACAGCUUACUGUGGCUCCUGUGACCUCGAUCCGUCUGUGGCGGCCUGCACAUGGGUCCCGUCCGCACACACACACCCUGACGCACCCACCACAACGUACCCACCUUCCAUCCACACCGCACAGGAAGCUCUCGCCGCGGGCCCGUCCACAGAUACAAGCACGAGUGAUGACGCGCACAGAAUGGCAGACAUGUACAGUAGCACACGCUCCGAGAACGUGCCCUAUGAGGGAAGCCUGUGCCCGUCGCAUGAGGAGGUGGUGUACAGCGGAGAGGCCAGCAGAUACACCUAUACAGACUUUCACCUGGAGCCCUUCACCACCUAUGAGUACAGAGUAAGGGGCUGGAAUAGCUUUGGACGAGGCUCCAGUGGUGUUACGACAGUCACCACCAGUGAAGACAAACCAUGGGGAGUGGUGCCGCCCCGUUGGAGUCGCCCUGGUGGACGAGAUGACAUCAUCCAGUUGCAAUGGCAAGCACCUGCCAGGCCUAACGGGGUCAUCACCCACGUUGUUAUACUGCGAGAUGGACAAGAGCGUUACCGUGGUGAUGAAAACAGAUUCACUGAUGUGGGUGGGAUCAGGCCUUUCCAGGAAUACAACUACCAGCUGAGGGUCUGUAACCGGGUCGGUUGUACUGACAGUACACAGGUGGUGGCAGCCACGGUCCAGGGGGUCCCAGAGGGCGUGCAGCCUCCAGUGGUAACAGCUUUAAGUCCCUCCUCCCUCCAUGUGAGCUGGUCUGAACCUACUCAUCCCAAUGGAUUCAUACAACGGUACCAACUGAACCGGACAGGUGUUGGAACCAUUGUCACACACACAGCAGGACACAGAAAUUAUACCGUGACUGGUUUGCAGCCGUACACAGACUACAGUUUUCUUCUGGUGGCUUGUACAGCUGUCGGAUGUGGAGCCAGUUUACCUUCCACGGGACGCACCCUGCAAGCCUUGCCUACUGGCGUAUGGUCAAGGCCCAGACACCUGAUAAUAAACACAUCAGCGGUGGAGCUGUACUGGGAUCAGCCGUCCCGGCCUAAUGGACACAUCUCCCAGUACAGACUGCAGAGAGACGGUCACACUGUUUUUACUGGAGACCACCGUGACCAGAAUUACACAGACGCUGGACUGCUGCCAAACCGCAGGUAUGUGUAUGAGCUGGAGGCCAGAACAGGGGGUGGGACUGGUUUCAGUGACGAAUAUGUUGUACAAACUCCAGCUUCAUGCCCCACUGGGAUUCCACUCCCCCACAAUGUGACCGUGUCUGGCCCCCACACCAUCUCCCUUGCCUGGACCCCUCCUGUUCAGCUCAAUAGCAGGCAGCCUGUAAACUACAACAUCCUAUUUAAUCCACGAAGUGACAGAGCCAUAAUCCAUCACGCUGGGCAACACCUGCAGCUCACUGUGACUGGUCUAGAGCCGUUCACCACCUACUUCAUCAGAGUACAGGCCUGUCAGAUUGGGGGGUGUGGAGUAGGAGAGGCCGUUUCAGUCAGGACUCUAGAGACCGCCCCAGAAGGUCUGUCACCUCCCACGAUAGAGGCAGCUGGAGCCAACGUCCUGGAGAUCUAUUGGUUGCCACCCAAAAAACCUAAUGGACUUAUCACCUCCUACGACAUAUACAGGCGUCCAGUAGGAACAGAGGAGGAGCUGCUGGUUUUCAUCUGGUCAAGUGGGCCACUUGAAUUUUUUGAUGCAAGCCCGACGCUGCGGCCCUUCAGCUACUUCCAGUACAGGGUUCAAGCCCACAACCCCAAAGGCUCAGUUCGGAGCCAAUGGGCUUUGGCCCAGACCUUACAGGCAGAACCGCAAGAAAUGGGCCCUCCCACCGUCACACCCACCGGUGCGCACUCAGUCCACCUGAAAUGGAGUGAACCGAGACGGCCCAACGGUCUGAUUUCCCAUUACAGACUGGUUUAUGAGAAGCACCAACAGGACCCGACGCUCAACUCAACUGCUGUUACUGCACUCACUGUGGAGGGUUCAGUCCUCGACGCAGCAGUCUACGGUCUUGAGCCCCACAGCCGGUAUAGUCUACUGGUGGUAGCUGUGAACGGGGCGGGCAGUGUGUCCGGUCCAUGGGCAGGCGUUAGGACCCUGGAGGCUUCCCCGGCUGGUCUGUCUAACUUCACCGUGGAGCAGCGAGAGCAGGGCAGGGCGUUGCUGCUCAGCUGGGAUGAGCCCCGUGCCCCGAAUGGAGUCAUCACGAUGUAUAACUUGUACAGUGAGGGGAACCUGGAGUUCAGCGGCCUGUCGCGCAACUUCCUGUUUCGUCGUCUGGAGCCGUGGACCGCGUAUGCCUUGACUCUGGAAGCUUGUACCUCAGCGGGCUGCACACGCACUCCUCCCCAGCACAUCACUACAGCAGCUGCUCCACCUGCUUCUCAGCCUCCUCCCAAACCUCUCUUCAUUGGCCCAGACCGUGUGUCACUCAGCUGGGGACCCCCCUCUCAGCCCAACGGGCCGGUUGGAGAGUAUGUCUUACUCGGAAGGAGUCUGGAGGACGAGGGGAAGGGAAGAAGUUAUGAAGAGGAAAUUGAAAGGGGAAAGGUGCUCUUCAGAGAAACAUCCCCGCAACAAACUGACACCUUCUCCUAUGUGGUGACUGGUCUGCGUCCCUGGUCUCAGUAUGAGUUCAGUGUCCGCGCUCACAACCCCGCUGGCAACACCAGCAGCCCCUGGGUAACUGUAACAACCCGACAGGCCCCUCCUCGUGGCCUAGCUCCUCCAACAAUGAGUCACCUCCAGGGCCAGCCCAGUCAGCUGCUGGUGUCCUGGACACCUCCGUCGGAGCCCAAUGGGAUAAUUCGGUCCUACAGGAUUCAGAGAAACAAUGUCAGUUUCUCAUUUAGUUUUGACCCCACUGUCCUCACCUACACUGACGAAGACCUCCUGCCGUUUACAACGUAUAGCUACUCAGUCAUAGCAUGUACAUCCGAGGGAUGCAUCACCAGCCCCCGUACGCACAUCACAACCUUAGAGGCUCCGCCUGCCACCGUGGGAGCUCCCACCGUGGACACCGUCACUUCCAACAGGAUGAACAUCUCCUGGAGUAAACCCGUGACGCAGAACGGAGAGGUUACGGAGUAUGUGCUGAAGCUGAACAGCGGGGAGGUUUACCGCGGGAGGGGCCGAAAUGCAGCGCUGUCGGAUCUGCGGCCUCACACGUCAUAUCAGCUGGUGCUGUUGGCGUGUACCAGCGGCGGCUGCACCACCGGCGCCACGGUGUCUGCUGUAACUGAGGAGGCUCCUCCCACCGGCCUGGCUGCCCCGACUCUCAAGGUCACUGGUCCAGAGUCAGUGGAGAUUACCUGGAGACCACCAGAGCACCCCAAUGGCGUCAUCACCGGGUACGAACUCUGCAGGGAUGGAGAAGUUAUCUAUGUUGGCACAGAGACACACUAUCACGACUUCACACUUUUGCCAAACGUGGAAUACAUCUACGUCGUGAGGUCCAACAACAGCAGAGGGACGGUGAGCAGCGCCGCAAACUCAGCAAAGACUCACCCGUCAUCUCCGACUGGUGUCGGUCUCCCCACACUGACGCCUCUGGGACCAAGCCAGGUGAGAGUGGAGUGGGGUUCUCCAGUCCGUCCGAAUGGAGAGAUUGUGAGUUACACUGUGUAUCAGAGAGACCCAGUCCAGGUCAGCGUCAACAGCACCGUGUUCACUCCAAAGGACCGUGCCUUCGCUGACCGACACACCACUCUGCACGGGCUGGCUCCUUCCUACAGGUACGAGUUGAGGGUGGAGGCUUGCACGGCGCUGGGCUGCUCCGCCAGUGACUGGUCAUCUGUCCUCACUCUGGAGGCUCCCCCUGCUGGACAGGCUGCGCCACUGUUGGAGCUACAGCCCGACAGACACACUGGCCUACAGACCACCUUCCUGCUAACCUGGUCGCCUCCAGCUCAGCCGAAUGGUAGAGUCCUGCAUUAUGAGGUGCACCGCAGACUGGACCAUACCACUGAUGCCCCAGGAGGUGAUGGGGCAACGCUUGUCUACAGGAACGUCUCUACUGCAUAUAAAGAUGAAGGACUCCAACCAUACACUCUAUACCAGUACCAGGUGUGGGCAGUGAAUUCGGCUGGUCGUGCUGGCAGUCCCUGGGCCAAUGGGAGGACAGGACCUGCCCCGCCCGAGGGUGUCCACCCACCUAUUUUCCUGCGUGUUUCAGCCACCUCCGCAGUGGUGGACAUCCACGCUCCAGCUCGAGCCAAUGGGAUUGUUAGCCUUUACAGAGUUUUCUCCCUGAACCACAACAACCAGACCCUGCUGUCAGAGGGAACAUCCCAUCAGCAGACACUCCAUGGUUUACUACCUUACACCCAGUACUUGGUGGGAGUCGAGGCCUGCACCUGUUACCAGUGCUGUAGUCGGGGUCCACUGAGUGAGCUCCACACCCCGGCUGCUGCCCCAGCCCACCAGCCCCCUCCUCGUCCCGUCACCCUGACCUCCCGCUCUGUUCAGCUGGACUGGGACGAGCCCCUGGCACCUAAUGGAGUCAUUGAGAGCUGUGAGCUACAUCUCAGAUGGUCUUGCCCGCAGCCCCCCCAGCCCGUGCCCGUCCCUUGCGACGAUGGCCCCGUUGAAAUCUGUUUCUUUGGCAAAAGGCGAAGCUACAAUGUAACAGGUCUGCGACCAUACUCCACCUAUGAGCUGAGAGCUGCCUGCUUCAACAACAUGGGCAGCACUGCCUCCAACUGGACAACUGUAACGACGCUCAGUGAAGCCCCCCAGUACGUGUCUCCUCUCUCAGUGGACAGUAAUCUGACAGUCAUUUGGCUGGACUGGGCGGGGUCCUUCUCCCUCAACGGACACCUGAAGGAGUACAGUGUGACUGAGAGCCAGCUGCGGGUCUACACCGGCUUCUACAGCUUCCUCCGCGUUCCACGCACCUCACAGAAAACUCUGUCAUUUCAGGUGACCUGUACAACGAACAGUGGCAGUGCCAGUACUCCCACCAUCAGAUACAGCCCUGCCACAGGCCUUGGUCCUCCUGAGCCUGAAGACGUAGGUGGACAGAGUGUCAGCAUGUCAGCCACGCCGGUUUACUCCGAGCUGUGGUUCAUCCUGAUGUUGGCACUGCUGGGUCUAUUUCUGUUGGCAGUACUGCUGGGACUAGUGUUACAAAGAGCCCUGAGGAAGAAUCCAUCAGCCAGAGAGCGCCCUCCGCUGGUCACGCUUCAGAAGACCAGGAAGGCUGGGGGAGAGACGUACAUGAAACCCUGUCCUGAGUUGUGCUCUAAGCAUCACCCCGGCUCUGUGCUCCUCGCCAAUCGGCCAACAGGUCUGACAGACACGAAGAUCGUCGGCAGCAGCUCGCGGUUCAACCCCAUGUCUGUCCUGCGGGUGCCCGUCCAAAGAGACCUCGGUCAAGCCUACUCCCAGCAUUCCCUGCACCGCAGCGCCACGCAGCUGAUUGACAAGAAGUCGCUGAGGAUGGAGGAAGGACACUGGGACAUUCCACUGGGAACUGAUUCUGGGCUGUAUGUGGAGGAAGAUGAGUUUGUGGACACCAUCAAGGCCUUACGUUCUGGGAAAAAGGAGCACACCAUGUUCACUGACACUCAUCUUUAAGACAAGAUCCCUACAUCUAGUCAGGUAUCACAGCCACAAUCACACAUGUCGCAGGGUGUUUGCUCAGGACAGACAGGACUUCUAACAGGACUGGGAAGGUUAAAGUUAUUCAUACGAUUUACAAUGCUUGGAAAAUGAUUUAGGAAGUCUUGAAAAGUAUUGGGAAAGAAAUUGUGUCCACCGUUGAUUUAAUUGUGAUUAUGUAAAAGAAAACGAGACACAAAGACCCGAGGAGAAAGAAGUAAUAAAGGUUAUUUUUACUGCAGCGCUCAUGUUAAGAUAUAUUGACACGGUUGUUGUCUCAUUUUAGCCCAUCGUGCGUUUGAUUCCCCGCGGGACCGCGCAGCCUAAAGUUGAGUCAGGCGCCCAACAUCAGUGCACACAGUUCAGAUGGAGUUAGUCAGCGGUGAUUGUGCGGGUCGAGUAAAAAUAAUGACAGAAUAUUAUUAAAAUAUAUCCGCAUCUGCAUAGUAACAAUAAAGUGCGUUACAUCGGAUUAAAAAACCAGAGUAUUCGUACAGCUCAUUGACCGGAUGUUCAGGGUGUGUUAUGAUUCAUUAUUUCUGUUUGCCAACUGUUGGUAGUUUAGUUAUUUAGAAAUAAAUGCAGAAAAGUCAGUGACAGCAGGUGAUUUUCUCACUGAUAACAAUCAAACCUGAAUAGAAAUCAAUCGAUGUCAAAUAUCUCAGUCGCCUCGUCUCCUUCAACAAGCUGCUGUGCCUAGAAAGCUUAAACAUGAUCUGUAGUUGUAACAAGACAAAUGGCCUUUGUGUUAGUUUUAUGACAAAAAAAAAAUGCCAACGGUUUUGUUAUUUUUUAUAAAGCGUUAAAUGUGGCUGGGAAUCACAGAUGUGCCGUCUGACUGUUGUGAUUAUGUGGUGUGACUUGAAAAGCCCAAUAUGACAUUGUCGUGAUCCGUUGUGGACGUACAGUUUACAUUUGCUUUUAGAAGGAAGUGGACAUAAUGAAAUCACAUCAAAUGUCGGUGUUUAGCUGUCAGUGGAAUUCAGAUGUUGUUGUCUGUGACCUGCAGCCUUUUUCAUCCUUGUAUCAGCAAAACAAUCAUCUUAACAUCAUAUAAUUUUUGUGGCAGGAAUGAACUAGUUUGUAUUUUGAUUCCACGGGUUGGGUCUUUUUAUUUUUGAAGCAAACUUAACAUCACAGUUAAAGUAUUGAUCAGGGCAGGAUGUUGAAUUGUUGUGUAAUGUUGAUAGUUUACGUGGUUUUAUGUACAGAAUUGAAGUUGUUAAAGAACAUUUUCUUUUUUUACACUGGCAGUAUUAUUUAUGAAAGUCUUAUUAAUAGAUGGUUUGUGGAUAAAUGUUAUUGUUUUCCUGGGAAAUUAUAAAUAAUGGUCGAGAAAA